Molecule: messenger RNA, 5543 nt
Organism: Hemiscyllium ocellatum (epaulette shark)
Lineage: Eukaryota; Metazoa; Chordata; Chondrichthyes; Orectolobiformes; Hemiscylliidae
Gene: deptor
Product: DEP domain containing MTOR-interacting protein
Exons: 10
Coding region: 119-1357 (412 amino acids)
Biological process (GO): intracellular signal transduction; negative regulation of TOR signaling
Molecular function (GO): protein binding
Source: RefSeq, a predicted model, not a curated record
ACAAAAAAAAAGCAGAACCAGGCUCGAAAUGAAAUGGCAUGAAGGCGAGAAUGUCCUGAAUGUGUUUUGAGUUCAGGCUGCAGGAGAAAAGGGGUGGGGGCACGCUGACAGCCGAGGGAUGAAUACAGACAUAGGCGCCUGCAUUCCUAGAAAAUUCCUCGAAAUGGAAGGGCUCGGGAACGCGGUGCAGAAGAAAACUGCUGAUCUUGAGCACAUGGCGGAGGUUUUAAUCACUGGGGAGCAGCUCCGGCUCAGGCUUCAUGAAGAAAAGAUUAUCAAGGAUCGUCGAUAUCACCUUAGAACCUAUCCAAAUUGUUUUGUGGCUAAAGAAUUAAUCGAUUGGCUGCUAGAUCACAAAGAUGCUGCUGACAGGAACAUGGCAAUCAAGUUGGUGCAGAAACUAUUGGACCACGGUGUCAUCCAUCAUGUGUGUGAUGAACUUAAGGAAUUUAAGGAUGCCAAACUCUUCUAUCGCUUCAGAAAAGAUGAUGGCACUUUCCCAUUGGAUAGUGAGGUGAAGGUUUUCGCAAGGGGCCAAAGGAUAUAUGAAAAGUUGAUGACCACUGAGAACUAUCUGCUGCAGACAAGGGAGGAAGAAGGAGUGAAAUAUCAACGUGCUUUUGUAGCAAGUGAAUUUAUCGACUGGCUGGUACAAGAAGGAGAGGUUGCGUUAAGGAGUGAAGGGGAACAGCUUUGUUGUAGACUGCUGGAACAUGGCAUAAUUCAACAUGUGGCCAACAAACAUCACUUUGUGGAUGGUAACCUCUUGUAUCAGUUCCGCAUGAACUUUCGCAGAAGGCGAAGACUGGUGGAGCUGCUGAAUGGGAGUGUGUCUUUGGCACCUGACAGUCAUGAAAGCCCUUUCUGUUUACGAAAACAGAAUUCUGACAAUCCUAACACCAGCUUCCUCUCAGUGAGCCCAACAAAGGAAAUCAAGAUUGUUUCUGCGGUUCGACGGUGUAGCAUGAGCAGUAGCUGUGGCAGCAGUGGUUAUUACAGCAGCAGCCCCACUCCCAGCAGCAGCCCUCCUGUGUUGUCCAACCCCAAGUCUGUGUUAAAGAGACCAGUGACAACAGAGGAGCUCGUAGCUCCUGGGGCACCCUAUACGAAGAAGACGCUUACAAUUGUGGGUGAUGCAGUUGGCUGGGGAUUUGUCGUACGUGGAAAUAAACCAUGUCAUAUUCAAGCAGUGGAUCCCAGUGGCCCUGCUGCUGUAGCUGGAAUGAAGGUUCGACAAUUUGUAGUCUCUGUGAAUGGCCUGAAUGUUCUUCAUGUAGAUUAUAGAACUGUAAGCAAUCUUAUUCUAACUGGCCAACGUACCAUUGUAAUGGAAGUCAUGGAGGAAAUUAACUUCUGAAAAAGAAAUGGUCAUUUGAAUGCAUGCUACUAAUCAUGCAUUGGCACUGGAAGAUAAAACAAAACAAUUUGGAAAUGCGCACCUGCUCUUUUGUAUGCCAGAAUAAGAGAAUGCACAACAUAGCUUCAGGAGUUAAAACAUUGCCUUGUUUGUAUAUGAUUUAAUUUGCUUACAAUUGCCUCAGUGUAUAAAUGUUUAAAGUUUUAUUGACACUGGAAUAUGAGCUGUGUAGUAUACAAUUUGUGUUGCAGUAAUGAACUGACACUUGAAUGCAGUAAGUGACUUCUGGUGCAUUUUAUAGUGGCCUACACCUUUUGUCUCUCUAAAUGGACAUUUCCCAUUACUCAUAAUGGGAUGUAGGGUGUAAUCAGAUGAGUUGUAUCAUACAUGUGGAAGAAAUACCUCAACACUUGAAAACGUAGAUUCCUGUUAAUAGUUUGAAAACCAAAAAAAAGCAAAUAGUUUUGAGUUGUCUCUUGGUUUUUUUUUAUUCUUUCACUGUAAGUAAAUAAAUAUGUACACAUUUUUUGAGUGUGAACUAUACCAAGAGCUAGUUGAGAACUUUACAAGUGUCCCUCUUAUAUGUAAAACAGGGUCUUAGAAAAAAAAUGAGGUUUCAUAACAUUAAAAUUAUUGUUCUACAAUGUGAUAUCGAUUGCAAAAGAAGUAAAUACUGCCCAGAAUUUCCCUCUCCCGAAAAGUCGAGGGGAAGAUAAUUGGACGGAUUGGCAUCAGGGAGAUCCUUGUCAUCUUUCUACCAGCAUAGGAUUGAGUUCUGCUGAGCAACUCCUUCCCACCCUGCCACCAACUGGAGCUCCGGAGUGGUCAAUUAACAAACACUUAAGGGCCUUUUCAGCCACUGUAAAGCGACAGCAUUUCCCAAAGCUGAGACUCCUGGCAGGUUUCCCAAAUACUAGAAUGGAGUGGUCUGCCUGCUGGGUUUGUGCAGUCCUCAAUCUGCCUCAAUUUGAAAUGGUUGGCUGGGGGGGGGGGAGGGCCGGGCUGCGGAAUAGUGAAUAUAGCCAAGGGUAUGGCUGUGAAAGCCACAGUCCUGCCCUUGAUUCUAAGCUCCUCUCCCCUAUAGACCCAUCGCCCUCAUUGACCCCUUUCUUUCCUGCUGCUCCUGCACUUCUGGUUAACUCUCUUUUCUUUUCCACACUACCACCUAACUGCGGUAGUGCUUAUUUUUCCCCCAGCACCCAUGGUGUGUGUGUGUGUGUGUGUGUGUGUGCGUGCGUGCGCGCGCGCGCAGGUAUGAGACACAGUGAAAGACUCAAGGUGCAUGAAUCUUUAUUCAGUUUCCACCACCAAGAAGAUAGGAAAGCACCCAGAUGGCCAGUGACGAGCAGUGCCCUUCACAUCAAAGGGCAAUGCUGUGUGAUCAAACAGUGAAGGGGAGGGCAGGGAAUAAUCAAAAUAGAGUUGGAAAUAAUGCACUCCACUCCCUGCGGUGCCCACCUCUCCCUGAACAACUCCAGGGUGUUGGUGGAGACCGCGUGCUGCUCCUCCAGAGACACCCGGGCUCAAACGUAACCGCGGAAGAGGGGCAGGCAGUCGGCCCUAAUGACCCCCUCCACAGCCCGCUGCCUGGACCUGUUUAGGGCCAGUUUGGCCAGGCCCAGGAGCAGACCCACGAGGAGGUCUUCAGACCUGCCCUUCCUCCUCCGUACCGGGUGCCCAAAGAUCUGGAGCAUGGGACUGAAGUGCAACCACCUGGUUAACUCUUUCACAAGCAGCUUCCCGCCUCUGAUUGGCCACCACUCACGUGGGGUGGGAUACUGCUACCCUAGGAAGUGAUCCCAUCUGACACCCUAUCAGGUAAUCCUGAAGUGUUCACUAGGCAGGUGAUCUGGUCGACUUUCCAUUCAAAGGGUUGUUGGGGUUUGGGGUCAUUCUGCCCACUUUCACUUGGUGAAAAAUCUACAGUUUCCUACACCUGCCACUUUUUUUUUGUAUUGAUGUAAUUUCAGUGUAUUGGAAAAUAACAUUUUAGCGAAGUUUUCUUUUUUAAUAAGUCCACAGGUCACUCUCCAGUAUCAAGAUGUCCCGAGACAGUGUCUAAACUCCAAAUGAACAGGGCAUGUUUAACAAAAAAUGUUUAAUGUAAACAGAGAAUGUCAAAUUUAAACUCUUCUGAAUUUGACUAUCAUUUUAUUUAUUGGAAAAAUUAAGUGAAUCCAAGGACAUUGCAUUGUUCAGCUUCAGAAAAUGGAAUAAAGCAAAUCAUAUUUGCAUUGGAUCUUACCUAUAAUAUUUUUAUUGAAAGAACACUGAAUUAAACUCCAGUUGAAUUAAUUUGUGGAUUGCCUGCAAUCUUGAAUAAACACUCUAGAUCUGUUAAAGUCUCCUGUAAGAAACCUAUUAGUGGACCAACAACUAACCUUACCAUGUAGAUGGAGGUGUCAGUCCUGUUAUCUGCUGGCUUUGAUGAAAAGUACAGGAAACAAUAUUUGUAUAGGAGUUUAAAAUUUCUUUGAACUGCAGGAUUAAACACAAUUUGGUACAACAUGUUCAGUGGUACCAGAGUUUUUAUGUUUAAUAUUUUCAGUUGGCUUUUCUGUUUAUUUUCUUUCUUUAUGCCUUGGUUUGCUAAAUUUCAUCCAAAUUACUCCCUUUUAAAAGUGAAUUAAAUGUCACAUCUUGAGUCUUGAAUUUAUCUAAAAUUUUGUCAAGCUCAUGCUACAGAUGAGGCAUGUAUGUAAUGAACAAGGACUGAAAUGUGAAUGUUCUGAAGUUUUCUCUGCAAUCUUUACAUAACGCAUCUAUCUACCUCGUUGGCUCUGUCCUAAUGGGAAAGGAAAGGGUCAAUAUUUUUGCGAUGUUAAAAGUUUAGUUUUGCAUUCAAGCACAAAAUGGAAAAUCAAGGUAUCCUGGUUUGAAUAGGUAAUUCUAGUCACCACAGGAUAUAACAUGACACAAAAUAAAUAAGUAGAUGUUCAAGCUUGAGGACUAAUUUAAGAAGCAUUAGAUGAUUAAGAAUUAUAAAGUAGUGCUACCUAAUGAUUUAUAUUAUUGAGAUAGAUAAUGGACGUGAUUAAGUAUAUCCUGGUACGUUAUGUUUACGAUACAGCUAAUAAGUGAGAUGGUGCCUUUUGGGCAUUAGAUUUCAAAUAAAUUAGUUAAAUUUGAGAGUACCAGAGAUAAUCCUAUAACAGGGUGAAUUAAUUCAUUAUUCAACUGGUGUCUAUCUCAAAAUAAAUUCUGUUAUGUUACUUGAGAACUUUUAUUUCUGUUUAGAUUUUUAAACAAAAUGUGAGGCUGGUUUCAUAAAUCUUUUAUUGUCAUCAUUUGUGUUUUUGUUUUGAACUCUGACAAUUCCAGUCAAUCAAGUAAAGUCCUGGAGGACUGUAUGGCAAACUUUGUCUGAUAUAUUACUUUAACCUAUUUGAUGCUGUUUAAAUCACACCUACUUAAAUUAAUCACAUGCUAAGUAUGAUCUGAUAUGUGGGAUAUUUUACAGGCUUAAUGCUUCCAGCCUUAUAUUUCAGGAAAUUCUAUCUGGUAGGAAAAUAUUUCACUCCUAAGUAGGCUUAUGUAAAAUAACUUUUUGGCAACUUGUGUAAAGAUGACUAAAUAUGUAUAAGUAAUGUUUAUGCUUCUGUUUAAAUACUUAAAACUUAAAUCAGAAUCCUUUGUGCUGGUGCUAAUUAUAAGCCCCUGAGGUGUUUAUUAAUCUGAUUUAUGAAACCAGUUGAAUUUGAAUCUUUUCCAUGCAUGUUCACAUCAGUUCUUUUCUGGUCAGUCUAAAGCUAGGAUUUUGAAUAACAUUAGGAAUUCAGGGACUGCAGAAGCAUUUACUCAUAAUUCUAAAUUUUCAUUAGAGCUCAAUGCACUAAUGUAAAUUAAAUCUCAUUCUCAUUGCUGAAAUAUUUUCCAACUUUGUUGUUUCCAUAUCUGCGUAGAAGAAGCAAAUCUCCUCUACAGGUUAUUUCUAAAGUUUUAAGAUUCCGUUUAAACAUUUUUGUGGCUAUGUCUAGAAUUGACUCGAAAAAUACCCACAAACGUUUAACCUUAGCUCCGACUGGUAGUAAUGCUGUCUUUUUACAAAGGAUUAAUCAGAGUUUAGAUACAAGUUUUAUUUUUGUAUGGAUAUGUGGCUUUUUAUCAGCUGAUAUUAACUGUAUCAAAUGUAUGUCAUCACAAACUGUUGUAGUGAAAAAUGUGAAAUAAAUCUGUGUGCUAAUCA